Calliphora vicina (urban bluebottle blowfly) is the source of this 1639-nucleotide messenger RNA. It is a transcript of the gene Fmo-2, whose product is annotated as Flavin-containing monooxygenase 2. Lineage: Eukaryota; Metazoa; Arthropoda; Insecta; Diptera; Calliphoridae. The record is from RefSeq and is a predicted model, not a curated record. Gene Ontology annotation, molecular function: N,N-dimethylaniline monooxygenase activity; flavin adenine dinucleotide binding; NADP binding. Bases 147 to 1421 code for a protein of 424 amino acids. The transcript is spliced from 5 exons.
GUAACUAUUCAAACUUCUGAAGCGGUUGGCUCAAACGGUUAAAAACAAAAAGAAAUUAGAGAGAAAAAUUAACAAAUAAAUUAAAUAAAAAAUAGUUUAAAAUUGCAUUAAUAAUAGAAACAGAAAGAAAAAUUUAAAAAGGAGAAAUGAAUAAAAAAAUACGUGUGUGUGUUAUAGGAGCGGGUACAGCUGGCUUGUCGGCGGUGAAAAAUUCUUUAGAGCAUCAUUUGGAAGUGGUGUGCUAUGAAAGGGAGAAUCAGGUAGGUGGCACCUGGGUAUACGAAGAUACCGAUGCCACUGUACAGUGUGAUGAGGAGGUACAUAGUAGCAUGUAUCAGGGUUUAAGAACAAAUCUGCCUAAAGAGGUCAUGGGUUUUCCCGACUUCCCCUAUCCGGAAAAGUAUGAAUUGUCAUUUGUCACUUCCGCCGAUGUUUUAGAUUAUUUGAAUCUCUAUGCUGAUCAUUUCAAACUAAGAAAUUACAUUAAAUUUGAACAUGAAGUGAUACGCGUUAAACCACGUCUCAAUAAGGAAUGGGAGAUCCAUGUUUUGAAUCACAAGACAAAUGUCUUGAGUAUAGAAUAUUUUGAUAGAAUUUUUGUUUGCAAUGGCCAUUAUACGAAACCCCAGUACCCGGAUAUACCCGGCAUGGAUAUUUAUCGUGGCCUGCAGUUACACAGUCAUCUCUAUCGUACGCCAGAAAAGUUUAGGGAUCAAACAGUUUUGGUUAUUGGUGCUGGGCCCAGUGGCAUGGAUGUCACUCAACAUAUUGCUAAAACGGCUAGACAAGUAUUUCUCAGUCAUCAUUUGCCCGAAACGCCACCCACCGAUUUCAUGGGACCCGUAACACAGAAACCCGAUGUCCAGUAUUUCACGGAAACGGGCGCUGUCUUUAAGGAUGGCACUGUAGAGGAUUUCGAUUGUGUUGUUUAUUGUACCGGCUAUCAAUACUCAUUUCCCUUUCUGAGCUGUGAUUGUGGCAUUUAUGUGCAAAAUAGUCAUGUCCAGCCCUUGUACAAACAAUGCAUCAAUAUCGAGCAUCCCUCGAUGGCCAUUAUUGGUUUGCCGUUUUUAGUUUUGCCCACCCAAUGUUUUGAUAUGCAAAUACGUUUUGCUUUGAAAUUCUUUAGCAAUGAAUUGGAAUUUCCCUCGAAGCAGGAAAUGAUGGAUGAAUUGCAGCGUGACUUGGCGGAGCGCAAGGAGAAGGGCAUGCGGCAAUGUGAGGCCCAUAAAAUGGGACCCAAACAGUAUGAAUACUAUAAAGAAAUGUGUGAAAUGACUGGCAUUACCAAUAUUAAACCUGUGGUGGCGAGUAUUAUGCAAGAUUGUAGCAAAAAGUAUAUUUAUGAAUUGGAAACAUAUCGCACUUAUAUAUUCAAGAUUUUAGAUGAUGAAAAUUUUGUGAAAAUAUCUCCCAACUGAUAGCUUAAAUACAUAUAUUGUUGUAUAAUUUCUUUAACCUUAUUUUUUAUUAGUAAUAGUUUAAUAAUAAUAAAAUUAUAAAGUGUUGGGUUUUAGAUUUUAAUUAACGGCUGUAAAUACAUAUAAUAGUUUGAGUUUUUUUUUAUUAAAAUGAUUUGUUUUUUUAUUUAAUGUAUUGUAUAUAAUCUACGCUCAAUAAACUUGAAAAUAAUUAUGUA